UAUUGCCUCACAGUAUUAUUAUGCAUCAGCCUUAAAAGAAAGCUUUGUUUUGUCUUUAACAGUCAAAUCAGACCUCACAACACAAAUGUCAGAUGACAGUAUAUUUGUGUACAGCACAUUUGGCGGAGAAGAUAAUCAGGGCCACAAAAUAUAGUUCAAACCACUUGGUUCUGUGAAGAUGAGGAAACAUCGCCUUUUAGCCUCCCUCAAGAACUAAAACAUGAAACUGAAAGCUACAUUUCACAUCAUUUCAAGAGAAUGAAAACCAGGUUCCAAAGUGAAACAAUGAAAGCCCUUGUUUACAGAUAAAAGAAUAAGACUGCACAAUUGUGAUAAGAAACAUGCAACAUGAAAGUAACUUGUUUCUAAAAUGUAUUUAUGCAUCUGUGCAUGUAUUUCCCCCCUUUUAUAGCUCAUUGAUUGAAUAAUGUACUGUAUGGGUAUCUUCCCUAAUUAUUUCUAUUCUCGAGUUUUUUAGUGCAUGCAGUAGGCUGUAUGUGAGAGGAUGGAAGAUCUUCUAAAUACACUUUGAGUUUUUAUUAUUGAGGAGAUAACUAAUCCAAUAAAAAUACAAAAUGCAAAUGAACCCCCCCCACCCAAAAAAAAGUUUCUUGCCAUGUGUUAAUUACCGCCAGUGAGUUAACAAAAUCCAUUAUUGAGAUUCAGAAGUAAAUUACUUUAAAAUAUUCAAUAUUAUAUUGUGAAUUGAUGUGAUUAUCUUCCCAUCUCCUUUAAGAGUAAAGCUAUAUAGCUAUUUUCCUCUGACAGUAAAAUUCCAACUCAUAUGCAUAAUUAUUUUUCACCCACUUGCUAUUAUACGUUUAUCACUUCCUCUUCUGAGCAUCAAUAUAAACUGGGCAGAAGACGCCUCUCAUCCUAGACUUGCUUCACUCCACAUCUGAUCUCAGCCUCAACAUGUCACUGCUCUCUUAUUUACUGCUGGCAGCUACUGCAGCCUGCUGCUUCACAACCCUCUUUGCAUUGCCAAUGGAUGGUGUUGCUACCAACAGCAACUGUCAGUGUGUGACCACCACCUCAUCCAUAAUCCCAUCUCGGCUGUUCCAGAGGAUUGAGAUCCUGCCUCCGGGAGCACACUGUCGCAAAACUGAGAUCUUGAUUACCAAAAAGGACAACAAAACAGUUUGCAUAGACCCUGAAGCACAAUGGAUCAACAAAGUCCUCACAAGAGUAAUGAGGAGCAGAAGAAGUGUAAAGGAAAGUGCCGAGCCCACUGCGGCAUAAAUCAAAGCGGACAAGAACAAAAGACAUUUUCCACUUCCUACUUUUCAACUAUUCCUUUUCGUUAAACAGGCAACUCAAGUGUGCUGAAUGUUAUCAGGCCAUAUUUACGUAGUCACAAAUUUGUUAUCGUAGGCUGUCUACAAAAUCUGUAAUUAUUCUUUUGAAAUAAAACUCACAACCUUCUUCCUUUAAAAUGACAUCUUUAUUGCCUUUAAGGUGGGAGACUAGGACAAGACUUUGUUGAGAAUUUCUUGUUUUAUAAAUGGGCCACAUGUAGCACCAUUUUCAUUUGUAAACAGAAAGUUUUUUCCCCCAAUAUAAUCAUCACCAUAUAUGUUCAUAGACUAAACAAGAUUUACAAAAUGUGUAUUCCUCAGCGGAGGAGAAACUGCAUGAAAAAAACUCCCAAAGUCAAUGAGAAAAAUCCAGUGAUUAAGUCAUCAUCUCAUUGGGAAAAUGCUCUUUUUUGGAUAUUCUAAUAAUUGUUUCUCAAGGUUCUUAGCAAAACAAUACUUUACAUCAUCUUAC
Messenger RNA from Sinocyclocheilus anshuiensis, 1770 nucleotides. Its product is annotated as C-X-C motif chemokine 13-like. Gene Ontology annotation, biological process: chemotaxis; defense response; immune response. NCBI's taxonomy places the organism in Eukaryota, Metazoa, Chordata, Actinopteri, Cypriniformes, Cyprinidae. The transcript has 4 exons. Gene Ontology annotation, molecular function: chemokine activity. The coding region runs from base 916 to 1242 and encodes 108 amino acids. Gene Ontology annotation, cellular component: extracellular region. The record is from RefSeq and is a predicted model, not a curated record.